Plasmopara halstedii is the source of this 174-nucleotide messenger RNA. RefSeq lists its product as uncharacterized. Bases 1 to 174 code for a protein of 57 amino acids. The record is from RefSeq and is a predicted model, not a curated record. The transcript has 2 exons. NCBI's taxonomy places the organism in Eukaryota, Oomycota, Peronosporomycetes, Peronosporales, Peronosporaceae.
AUGAUCGAUGUUGGAGUUGAUAGCGGCGUGCAGAUGCAAACAGCUGAUGUUGGAAUCGACAAUACUCCCAAAAUGUUAGAUGCUGAAACAAACAUGAAAAAAUGGAUACCGAAGAUCAAGUGGAGGCGCGAUCAUGGAUCAAGAAAUUGUUUACCGCCAAUCCUAAUUGGGUAG